AUGAUCACAGUCAAUCCUGAUGGGAAGAUAAUGAUCAGAAGAUGCCUGGUCACCCUGAGACCCUUCCGGCUUUUUGUCCUGGGCAUUGGCUUCUUCACACUCUGCUUCCUGAUGACGUCUCUGGGAGGCCAGUUCUCAGCCCGGCGCCUGGGGGACUCGCCCUUCACCAUCCGCACAGAAGUGGCGGGUGGCCUGGAGUCCCGCGGCGUGCUCCGCAAGAUGAGUGACCUGCUGGAGGUGAUGGUGAAGCGCAUGGACACGCUGGCCAGGCUGGAGAACAGCAGCGAGCUGCACCGGGCUGCCGGGGACAGGCACUUUGCUGUGGACAGGUCUGCCCCCAGCGCUGGCCUCAUGGAGCAGAUCCAGGCCAUCGCCCAGAACGUGUCUGACAUAGCGGUGAGGGUGGGGGGGGUCCUGCGCCCGGUCCUGCUCCUGCGCAGCAAGGUGUCUGAAGUCCGGCGGGACCAGUGCGAGGCACCCAGUGACCCCCGGUUCCCUGAUUGCUCAGGGAAGGUGGAGUGGAUGCGGGCCCGCUGGACCUCUGACCCCUGCUACGCCUUCUUCGGGGUGGAUGGCACCGAGUGCUCCUUCCUCAUCUACCUCAGUGAGGUUGAGUGGUUUUGUCCCCCGCUGCCCUGGAGGAACCAGACGGCUGCCCAGACUGCCCCCAAAGCCCUCCCCAAAGUCCAGGCAGUUUUCCGGAGCAACCUGUCCCACCUCCUGGAGCUGGUGGGCAGCGGGAAGGAGUCACUCAUCUUCAUGAAGAAGCGGGCCAAGCGGCUCACCACCCAGUGGGCCCUGGCCGCCCAGCGCCUGGAGCGGAAGCUGGGAGGCGCCCGGAGAGACCAGAAGCAGAUCCUCGUCCACAUUGGCUUCCUGACAGAGGAGUCCGGGGAUGUGUUCAGCCCGCGGGUGCUGAAGGGCGGGCCCCUGGGAGAGAUGGUGCAGUGGGCGGACAUCCUGACGGCGCUCUAUGUCCUGGGCCAUGGUCUGCGCAUCACCGUCUCCCUGAAGGAGCUGCAGAGUAAUUUAGGGGUGCCGCCAGGCCGGGGGAACUGCCCGCUGACUGUGCCCCUGCCUUUCGACCUCAUCUACACCGACUACCACGGCCUGCAGCAGAUGAAGCAGCACAUGGGCCUGUCCUUCAAGAAGUACCGGUGCCGAAUCCGGGUCAUCGACACCUUUGGAACAGAGCCUGCGUACAAUCAUGAGGAAUAUGCCACGCUGCAUGGCUACCGGACCAACUGGGGCUACUGGAACCUCAACCCCAAGCAGUUCAUGACCAUGUUCCCUCACACGCCGGACAACUCCUUCAUGGGCUUUGUGUCUGAGGAGCUCAACGAGACAGAGAAGCAGCUCGUCAGAAGCGGCAAAGCCAGCAACAUGGCCGUGGUGUACGGCAAGGAGCCGAGCAUCUGGAAGCUCCAGGGGAAGGAAAAGUUCCUGAGCAUCCUGAACAAGUACAUGGAGAUCCAUGGCACAGUGUAUUAUGAGAGCCAGCGGCCCCCUGAGGUCCCGGCCUUUGUGAAGAACCACGGCCUCCUUCCCCAGCCCGAGUUCCAGCAGCUGCUGCGCAAGGCCAAACUCUUCAUAGGGUUUGGCUUCCCCUACGAGGGCCCCGCGCCCCUGGAGGCCAUCGCCAACGGCUGCAUCUUCCUGCAGUCCCGCUUCAGCCCACCCCACAGUUCUCUCAACCAUGAGUUCUUCAGAGGCAAGCCCACUUCCCGAGAGGUGUUCUCCCAGCACCCCUAUGCAGAGAACUUCAUUGGCAAGCCGCACGUGUGGACUGUCGACUACAACAACUCGGAGGAGUUUGAAGCAGCCAUCAAGGCCAUCCUGAGAACACGGGUAGACCCCUACCUGCCCUACGAGUACACCUGCGAGGGGAUGCUGGAGCGCAUCCACGCCUACAUCCAGCACCAGGACUUCUGUGCAGCCCCAGGCCCCUCCCCGCCGGGGGCCGGCACCCCGCAGAGCCCCUUUGUCCUGGCACCCAAUGCCACCCACCUGGAGUGGGCGCGGAAUGCCAGUGUGGCCCCAGGGGCCUGGCCCCCCGGGCACUCGCUCCAGGCCUGGCUGGCCGAGGCGGGGAGGGCCUGCACUGACGCCUGCCUGGACCACGGGCUGGUCUGUGAGCCUUCCUUCUUCCCCUUCCUCAACAGCCAGGAUGCCUUCCUGAAGCUGCAGGUGCCCUGUGACAGCACAGAGUCAGAGAUGAACCACCUGUACCCGGCCUUCGCCCAGCCUGGCCAGGAGUGCUUCCUGCAGAAGGACCCACUGCUCUUCAGCUGCGCCGGCGCCAGCACCAAGUACCGCCGGCUUUGCCCCUGCCGUGACUUCCGCAAGGGCCAGGUGGCGCUGUGCCAGGCCUGCCUGUGA
Messenger RNA from Trichechus manatus latirostris (Florida manatee), 2379 nucleotides. It is a transcript of the gene MGAT5B, whose product is annotated as alpha-1,6-mannosylglycoprotein 6-beta-N-acetylglucosaminyltransferase B. Gene Ontology annotation, molecular function: alpha-1,6-mannosylglycoprotein 6-beta-N-acetylglucosaminyltransferase activity. Gene Ontology annotation, biological process: protein N-linked glycosylation. Lineage: Eukaryota; Metazoa; Chordata; Mammalia; Sirenia; Trichechidae. The record is from RefSeq and is a predicted model, not a curated record. Gene Ontology annotation, cellular component: Golgi apparatus. Bases 1 to 2379 code for a protein of 792 amino acids. The transcript is spliced from 18 exons.